AGAGACAUCCGCGAGUGACAGAGACAGCGGCCCCUCCCCCCGCCGCCCCCACCGUGCGCGUGGGCCGAGUAGCUGGCUCUGCGGCCGACUGGACAACAAAACAGUUGGAUUUCGGUACUGGUUAGUGGGACACUGCGCCGACAGUUCGCUGCCUGAUCUAUCUCAAAACAUAAUAAUCGUGAUUGUGCUCGUUGUUUAUCUUUUGACUAUGAAGUGGACAAAGCUGUAAGAGCUUUCAUACUUCAUUAAUUUCCUCUGUGAGAUUAGUGAUUUGAUUAGAUAGUGAGUGUGAGUGACGUCAAGACUGGAAUGGAGCAAGCAGUGCCCUCCGCCACAUCGCGCCUCCGCCUUGUGAAACUAUCGACCCUGUAAAUGAAAUGAAGGUGUUCAGUUUAGGAGCGUAGGUAGAAUCCAUCAAAAUGAGGGUGUCCUGGGCGUGGACGAUAGUGCUGGUUGCGCUGGUGGCGCGCGGCGCGGGGGGUGAGGGCGACAGCGAGGACGCGGGGGGCGAGGGGACGGGUGCGGGGGGCGAGGCGGGGGCGGGCGGCUGCCCCGCGGGGUGCGCGUGCGCGCGGGGGCUGCAGCUGGAGUACUCGUGCGGGCCGCUGGAGCUGGUGCUGGAGCCGGGGCGCUCGCUGCGCGUGACGUGCCGCGCGCCGCCGCCGCCCGCCGCCGCCUGGCCGCGCCUGCCCGCCGCCGCGCCCGGCGCCGCCUUCACCAACUGCAGCGCGCCGGCGGGCGGCUGGGGCGCCGUGCUGCGCGCGCUGGGCGCCGCCGCCGCCAGCUCGCUGCAGCUGCGCGACGUACCGCCCGCCGCGCCGCUGCAGCCCGCCGACCUGGCCGGCCUGGAGCGGCUGGAGGCGCUGACGCUGCAGCGCGCGGCGGCGGGCGACGUGCCGGCGCUGCUGGCGCGCCUGCCCGCGCUGCGCCGGCUCACGCUGCGUGCCGCGCUGUCGGCGCUGCGGGCGGACAUGUUUGCGGCGGCGCCGGCGCUGCAGCGGCUGGAGGUGUCCAUGUGCGCGCUGGGCGCGGUGCCGGCGCACGCCUUCCGCGGCCUCACGGAGCUGCAACAACUGGGCGUGUGGCGCGCCGGCGCCAGCGAGCUGCACGAGGAGGCGCUGGGCGCGCUGCCCGCGCUGCAGGUGCUGGAGCUGCGCGGCAACGGGCUGCGCGCGCUGCCGGCCGCGCUGCUGGCGGGGCUGCCGGCGCUGAGCAACCUGUCGCUGGCGGACAACGCGCUGGCGGCGCCGCCGGUGCUGGGCGCGCCACGCUCGCUGCUGGCGCUGGACCUCAGCCGCAACAACCUGUCCGCGCUGGCGCCGCCCGCCCUCGCGCCACUCGCCGCCCUGCGCACACUCAACCUUGACGGAAACAGACUCGAGGAGUUGCCAGACGGCGUAUUCUCCGGUCUGUCGUCCCUGGUGGAGCUGUCCGUGUGCGACAACCGUCUGUCGGCCGUGCACGCGGGCGCGCUGCGCGGGGCGGCGGCGCUGCGGACGCUGCGGCUCUCCGGCAACCGGCUCACGCUGGAGGCCGCGGGGGCGGGGGGUGAGGCGGACGAGGUGUACGCGGGGUUUGGCGGCGCGGGGUCGGGGCUGGCGCUGCCGGCGGGGCUGGCGCGGCUGCACGCGGCGCGCAACCGCGUGGCCCGCGUGCCGCCCGACCUGCGCCUCGCGCUGCUGAGCCUGCGCCACCUCGACCUCUCACACAACCAAAUACAGGAACUUACCGAUGCGGAUCUGAACUUCUUGAGCGCUGAGAUAGAGGUGGACCUGCGGUACAACAACAUCUCCGUGGUGGAGCUGUCCCCGGCGCUGGCGGGCGCGCUGCAGGGCGCGGCGCCCAGCGGCGUGACCGCGCUGCUGCAGCACAACCCGCUGCGCUGCGACUGCCGCGCGCACGAGCUGCUGCGCCGCGUGCGCGGGGGCGCGGGGGGCGGGGACGCGGGGGGCGGCCCACGCCUGCGCCUGGGGGACGCGUGCGCCGCGCCGCCCGCGCUGCGGGGCCGCCCGCUGGCCGCGCUGCCGCUGGAGCUGCUGGAGUGCGCGCUGCCGCCGCCCGCGUGCCCCGCAGCCUGCGCCUGCGCGCUGCGCCCCGCCGGCGCCGCGCUGGAGCUCACGUGCGGCGCCGCGCCCGCGCCCGCCGCCUGGCCCGCGCCGCGCGACUACGGCCUCAACCACAGCUCGCUGCGGCUCACGGCCGCGCCCGCCGCGUGGCCCGCACUGCCGCCGCACGCGCGCGCGCUGUCGCUGGCGGGGCUGGGCCUGCGCGCGCUGCCAGCCGCCCCCCCGCCGCCCGCGCGGCUCGACCUGCGCGACAACCGGCUGCCGGCGGCGCCGCGGCUGGCACCCGGCACGUCGCUGCGGCUGGCCGGCAACCCGCUGCGCUGCGACUGCGACCACGCCGACGACCUACUCUACCUGCAGCAGAUCAGCCGCCAGGUGGAAGAUUAUGAUUCGUUGCGGUGCUCGGCGGGCGGCAACGUGACGCAGCUGGUGUCGGGCGCGGCGGCGGGCGGGGCGUGCGCGGGGCGGCGGCUGCUGGCGGCGCUGCUGGCGCUGGGCGGCGCGGCGCUGGCGGCGGCGGCGGCGGGCGCGCUGCUGCUGCGCCGCUACGAGCUGCCGCUGCGCGUGUGGGCGGCGGCGCGCGGGCUGGCGUGCUGCUCUCCCCGGGACGACGGCGACGAGCGCGAGUACGACGUGUUCGUGUCGUACUCGCACCGCGACGAGGAGUGGGUGCUGGAGCAGCUGGUGCCGCGCCUGGAGCCCGCGCUGCGCCUGUGCCUGCACUUCCGCGACUGGACGCCGGGCGAGCCCAUCCCCGCGCAGAUCGCGCGCUCCGUGGCGGCGGCGCGGCGCACCGUGGUGGUGCUGUCGCCGCACUACCUGCGCUCCCAGUGGGCGCGCGCCGAGUGGCGGGCGGCGCACGCCGGGGGCGCGGGCGGGGGCGGGGGCGGGGGGCUGGUAGUGCUGCUGCUGGGCGACGUGCCGGUGCGCGAGCUGGAGCCGGAGCUGCGCGCCUACCUCGAGACCAACACGUACGUGAAGGUGGGCGACCCCUGGUUCUGGGACAAGCUGCGCUACGCCCUGCCGCGCCCGCGCCGCACCCCCGCCCCCGCGCCCGCCCCCGCCGCGCCCCCGCAGGACGUGUCGGCGCUCAAGCGCGCGUUCGACGACCGGCUGCCGGAGCUGAGCGACCCCAAGCAGGGGGCACCGGGGGCGGGGCUGCAGGCCACCCUCACUGCAGACGGCCUGCUGGUCAACCAGCCCCACAAGCUGGCCUAGAGCCACCGCCGUGCUGCUACACUUAUAAAUAUUGCAUUUGCAAGCUCUCAAACAACAAUUAAUUGUCUCUUUAAAACUGAGCUGAACUUACCAUAGUGAUAAUUUUGAUGAAUUGAAGUGACCACUUUUACAUAAUAUACCUCGUGUGAGCCACGUUGCAAGAACAGUGAACUGAAAUUAUUAUAAGGAUAAGGUGCGAGGAUAAAAGACUGCAGUGUUCGAAUCUCAUUAAAAUCUCUUAUUUGAGUUCACAAUUUAUUAGUGAUUUAAGUUUUACCUUGUUUCAGGGGGAAAGACAUCUGACAGAACCCUUUUCACAUUCAAAUAAGGGUAGUUUUUGUUUGUAUCAGAUAUCUUUCCCCGUGAAACAAGGUUUAGUAGGUAUAAUAAGAACAUUUUGGCAGCAAUAAAUUAGUUUAUACGAGGUUUUCCGUUUAUAAAGAUGAUAUUCCGAAUCUAUAUAGAUAUCUGAACCUGAAGUUGUUAGGUAGGUUACCUAUACAUUGUACAUAACCGGAGCAAAUACCAGAAUGCGUUCCAAUUCAUAGUAAGAUAUUUCGUCAUUCUCAUAUUCUAGUCAUUCUACUUAUGUAUUUGACGAAAUCGAGUUGAAUAGAUUAGAUGGAUUGAUAUUUUUUUUACUUUUUCUUUACUAAUUAAUUACUUAUUAACUUUUAUAAUAAAUCUUUCUAAGAAAGUAUAAUCUAUUGUUAUAAUAACAUACUUACCAGCAUUAAGUAUGUUGAAUUGUUGUCUUUGUAAAAUUCUACCUGACUCGACUAUAUUAUUAUCUACCCACCUACUGUUUUUUUUAUUUGUGAAGGAAUCUCAAAACUUUUUUUUAUUUUAAAUAAUUACUUAGUAGGUAUUUUGGAAGAGCUUCGUGACUGUAGAAAAUAAAAUGCUGCAUUUUAUUCCAGUAACAAUUGCUGUUUUUUUGUACUCCUCACCUUUUUUCAACUUACAGGACGUAUGAACAGGAAUAUGAC
Plutella xylostella (diamondback moth) is the source of this 4273-nucleotide messenger RNA. RefSeq names its product protein toll. The record is from RefSeq and is a predicted model, not a curated record. Gene Ontology annotation, molecular function: protein binding; signaling receptor activity. Gene Ontology annotation, cellular component: plasma membrane. Lineage: Eukaryota; Metazoa; Arthropoda; Insecta; Lepidoptera; Plutellidae. Gene Ontology annotation, biological process: inflammatory response; signal transduction.